GAUUGUCCGCGUGAUCUCCAUUGGUGUUUCCAUAGUGACAAGAGAAAACACUUCUUCUGUUAUAAGUGCAUCUCUUCUACCCUUGAAAAUAUCAACGGCAUUCUAUAUUAUCUAACGACUUUUCAGCAAUUUUACUUCAGUUUUUAACAGCAAACGUUUAUCAACGUCAAAGAAGAUAGGUCUUAUUGACGGAUAAUACCAUUCGCGCUACAGAUACCGUCGAUUUGCUCAAAAUGAAUGCACUCAAGAUCCGAGACGUUCUAGCAAGACUCAUAUGUUAUCUACUAUUGAAGUUACUGAAACUUUUACACUGUGACUAUCUCAUAAAGGAUGAUAUCCACGUAUUCGAGCUCGUGCGGAUCCUGCUAUGCUAUAUAUACUUCCGGUAUGGCAGACAAUCAGUAUUCCCCACUUACAAUUUCUGCUCGCCUGAUCCCGUUCGCCGAGGAUAUGUUAUGCGGGCAGAGGAACAAAAGCUCGAAUAUCCCGUUUCCCACAAGGAUUUUGAAAAUGAGGGUCCCCAAGAGCUGCUCUUAACUGGCACACAAACCUCAGGAGAGCUUUUGGUAAUUCGUAUGAUCCGCGCAGAACAGCGACAAGCAGAGAUACAAAUUGUUCUAAGGGACUCCAAAGGUCGCGUAUUCGUUUCGCCACAUGGAGCCGCUCCGCAUAGCAGCGAAAGUAGCAAAACUAGCAUCAAUGCUUAUCAAGCUUUGCGUCUCGAUAUCAGCCAGGGCAACAAAUAUCAGGCUGGCGGAUUGCGUCUGAUGUGUAUGGAGCCAAUGCGAAAAUGGAGAAUAGCUUACAACGGGAUGAUGAUCCAAGCGGAAACGGGAUGUGCUGUUUACGUUAGCUUCGUGCUCCUCUGGUUUAACUUCACUCAUGUAAUGGACUGGACGAGCAUGGUGUCAAUAAACCGUUUGAUGAAGUUUUGCCUUCAGAAUGGAGGCCCAGAUGAUCGCUUGUCUGAUGCCAUCGCAUCUAUUGAACUCUGUCGAAAGCACCUAAAAGGAUAUGAGCAAAGCGGCUAUUAUGUGGGAACGAUUAAGAUAAAUGAAAAUAGCAGUUUUCACGGUGGAUCCGCGGCGACCACAGGUCAGUUCGAAGCGGGCGGCGAAAACGCGUCCUUCUGGGAAGAAAAGCUUCAUCUGCGAGGCAAUUUCAUUCGAAUACGUCACCCGCAAGGAUUAGGAGUGGAUCGAUCUGGUCUGAAGGAAAUUUCACACCAGAUAGCUGUCAGUGCCAGAGGACACAUUGUGCAAAUCAGCACUCUAAACUUCUCUCACACCAGCCGUAAUCUGGCGUUUGGAAGUUUUGUAGGAACCUCUGGAUUCAAAGACUCGCUUGAACAUGUGCUGAAUCAGCAGAAUGCGGAGGCCAAACUCGAGGACGUUCUCACAUCACCAGUUCUUCAACUUCAAACGUUCGAGUUAUCACACGAGUUUCUGCGUUCUGAAGGUGCAUCCCUACAGUCUUUUAAGUCUGUUUUGGGAUGGAAUAACAAUCUGGAUGUGUCGGCUUUCGAUGCCAUGAUUGACGGCAUUAACGCUGUCGGCAUAACGAUCCGAAGCAUCACAACUGGAGUUAGCAGCGUCAACCUUUCACAACCGCCACUCAAUAUACUCGAUUUCGGCGAACGGAUUCUCUGCUCAACAGCAUGUCCCCCUCAUGUAGCUUCUGACCCUGAUUCCAACACAUCCGAAACGCCAUCGGCCGAAGUCCCGUACGUAGUGUCGCUCUUCGAUUCAAAAUGCAAAAACCGCGAUCUUACCGGAGGAAAGGGGUCGUCUUUGGCGGUUUUAUCCGAACUUUCACAUUUAACAAGCAAUGAAGCCAAAUUUGUUGUACCCAAUGGUGUGGUCGUCACCACCGAGGCUUUCCGCAGGUUUUUAUUGUCCCCAAAGGUGUCAGCUCUUGAGAAAGACCUUCAUAAGGUGUUAUCAACCUCAACGGUGGAGGAAGUCAAGCUGAUCACCGAUCAAUGCAAACAACGGGUGCAAAACGAGCCUGUACCUUCUUGCAUCUCAAAACAAAUCAUCGAUCGCCUUAAAGAAAUUUUCCCUGAUCUCCCAUCAAAGCGCUUUGCCAUACGCAGUUCGUGCGCUGGAGAAGAUUCCGAGGAUAUGUCAGCAGCGGGGCAAAUGGAUACGUUCCUUGGCGUGAGAGGCGAAAAAGAGAUUAUCGCUGCUAUAGUGAAAUGCUGGUCAUCACAGUUCAGUCACAUUGCUAUAGAGUAUAAACGCCGCUAUGGUCAAGAGCUUUUGAGCGAAAUGGCAGUGGUUGUAAUGGAAAUGGUAGCCGCGGAUAGCGCAGGAGUGAUGCUCACCUGCGAUCCUCUCACCGGCGACCCGUCCACGAUUUACAUCACCUCGAACUUCGGACUUGGAGAGAGUGUUGUAUCGGCUCUGGCUGAUCCGGAUACGGUGCGCGUGCACCGCGACAUUAGCGGAAAGAUCACAGUGAAUCAGGUCGAUAUCGGCAAAAAAAACGUCAAGAUUAUUAUGGAUGAAGUCGGCGGGACUCGCGAAGAAAAGCUUGCGUCCUCAGAAGAAGCCACUGAUGCAUCUAUUAGCGUCCACCAGGCUGUAGAAUUAGCUCGUGUUGGUACUGAGGUCGAGAAGUGUUACGGUGAUUGGCGGGACGUAGAGUGGGCUCUUCAAGGCCAUACAUUAUUCCUGCUUCAGGCACGCCCGAUUACGUUCAUGGACAAGCCAUCCGAUGAAGAGAUUUCACUGGACAUGGAAAUCCCCGCUCGUAACGAGAAUACCAUAAUUUCUACGGCAAACGUUGGUGAAGUAUUAAAUCGAGCUAUUACUCCGUUGGGUAUUGAUCUGGUCUGUAAGCAGUGCGGUAUCUCAAUGAAGCAAUAUAAGGCCAAGUCUAGCCGAAUGCGAAGAGCUCCCUUGAGUCCGUAUUUUGAGUCGAUACUGAAGGUUUCGCAUCAUCACUACUUCAUUGAUUUGAUUGAGUGGAUUCGCGCGUUUGCAACGAACGCCAAAGACAUACAAAUUAUGGAGUCCCUAAUGCUUAAUGUGCGUGGCAGAGUCCCUGACGACCCUUUAUUUUACGAAAAUAUAGAUGACCCAAGUGACCUCCAACCUUAUGUACCCUACUGGGAAAGAACAGCCGACACCAUUCAUAUGAAGUAUAUCGCAAAGCUUAAUUGGCGCUAUAACUACUAUUUAUGCCACAAGAGGGCCCGCUUUCCAAUGGACAACAUGUCCGUUGAGGAACUCCUAGACGGACUUAUUAUAGCCUUAACUACGUCGAUUGACUGCGCAGUUCGACCGCAUGUCAACGCUAGCAAUGGAUCAUUGCUGUGGAGCAAUGAUAUCGUGAACUACAUAAAAUCCAUUAACGAUGAAUCGACCGUAACAGUCUAUGGCUAUCUAUCUAGACUUCUCGGUUCGGCGCACGACGUUGUCAGCUGCGAAGUUCCAAAAGUACUUGAGAAAAUGUCCCAGGUGAUCCAGUCGGAAAUUGGCAGGGACAACUUUCUGAACGCCUCGAACGAAGAGGCUUUGACCUUGCUAAAGAAUGAAAUGAGCUAUCCGCUUUCCAGUAAGGCCUUGAAAAAAUUCCUUGAGGAUCAUGGACAUCGAGGGUACAAUGAGUUUGAUCCGUAUCGAAAACCAUGGGCCUUAAAUGCGGUACCUGUUGUCGCAACCCUGCAAGCAAUGUUAAAGAGUGAGUCGGUAGGCCUAAGGAACAAAAAAAUAGAUAGUGUGUGGGCGUCCAUAAAGAAUAUACCCUGUAAGCUGACUUUUUGGCACAAGCUCCGGUUAAGCGUGCUAGUGUAUUUUGCACGAAAAGGUGUUGGUAUUCGCGAGAAUACCAAAUCCCUCUGGAUAUGGGCUCAGCAUGUGAUACGUCUAUGGUGUUGGGCACUAGGGCGAAAGCUGAAAGCUGAGGGACGCUUGCCAGAUGAGGAACUUUUAUUUUUCUGCACACUAAGCGAAUUACAUAAGGUGAUCAAAACUCGUGAUUCUGCUAUUAUCUCCAGGGCCUAUCAUCGCAAACGCCUAUUCCCCAAACUUGUCAAAUUGCAGUUCCCAGAGUACAUCCGCGGUGACCCAAAACCGAUUGCGCAGGAGGUUCCGACGUUCGACGGCGACGUAGUACAAAUGAAGGGCUUUCCCAUCAGUGUGGGCAGAGUUGAGGCCAGAGCACGCGUGAUCAACAAAAUUGAAGAAGCGCACACCAUUCAGCGUGGCGAAAUAUUGAUCACGUACGCGACAGACAUCGCUUGGAGUCCCUAUUUUCCGCUACUCGGAGGUAUCGUGACCGAGCUCGGCGGACUCAUGUCUCACGCAGCUGUGAUAGCUCGUGAAUACGGCUUACCUUGCGUAGUGGGGCUUUUUAAUGUUACCCAGGUUUUCCGCACGGGAGACCUUGUUCUCUUGGAUGGGGCAAAUGGGCUUCUAGUUCGUAUUGAGGAAGCUAAGGACCAACAGAACUAUGCUGUGCCAGAGCCGAGCACCACAGCUACAAGGUUCCGUUAGAUCAUCGAUAAGCUCUCUUUGGAAACGCGCUGUCUGCGGUCGUCUAAGCGGAUAACUCUUUCAAAAAUGGAUCGUUCGCCUAUUGAAUAUAAAAACUUGCUAAACACGUUUUGACAUGUACCAUAUACAUAUAUUCCACUGAAAAUAGAGUGCAAUACAGGCUACUUCUUCUCAAUGCAAAGGAGCGCCUGAUGUAUCGCAGAAAAAUUAAGUUUCUCCCGACGCUCUCGAUAAACGUAAGGAACAAUUAUGGACUGGUAAACAUGCAUCCACGUAAUCGAAUGACACCGUUCAUUGGUAAACAUCAAAGAGCGGGCUUCUACUCGAAGAUUUACUCAUGCCGUUCUACUGUACCAAAGCCUCUGAGAGCGAUACGUACGGAAAUAGCAAAAGAAAUAUAUUCAUAACAUUAUAAACAUAUUGUA
Molecule: messenger RNA, 4927 nt
Organism: Varroa destructor (honeybee mite)
Lineage: Eukaryota; Metazoa; Arthropoda; Arachnida; Mesostigmata; Varroidae
Biological process (GO): phosphorylation
Molecular function (GO): ATP binding; kinase activity
Source: RefSeq, a predicted model, not a curated record